Molecule: messenger RNA, 4794 nt
Organism: Malassezia globosa CBS 7966
Lineage: Eukaryota; Fungi; Basidiomycota; Malasseziomycetes; Malasseziales; Malasseziaceae
Exons: 1
Coding region: 1-4794 (1597 amino acids)
Source: RefSeq, a predicted model, not a curated record
AUGGGAUUUUUUUGGAAAGGAGACUCUCUCUUUACACGCCGUGCACCUGCACCUGCGAAGGAGACGUCAGAAAAUGGCAUGCCAUGGACGACAUUCCUGAUGGCGCUCCGCGAGCCCACGCCGUUCCCUGAGUCACCGUUGACUCUGUGUCAAUUUCUUGCGACUUCCCUCACAUUCACAAGCAAAGUGCGCUCUAUCCGUUUUUUUAUGGAUGAGCAGCUCUUAUGCAGGCUAGAAAAGCAUGUGGGGUUGCCGCAGAUAUUGAAGCCUUCGCGACAUUUGAAGCCGACGUCGCCGGAAAAGUUGCUUUGUGCACAGUCAUUAUGCGCAUCGUCGCUGCAAGUGCAAGUACAUGUCGCACGCUUCAUUCUUCUUGAAGCUGCUGCUGCUGCUGCGCGCGAGAAGCCUAGCCUGCGGCAAACGCUUAUGUCUGCGUUUUCCAAGACCGCAGGAGCCGGCAUAGCCUCGAUGCUUUCCGGAGCAUUUGGAACACGCCCUGCACCUACGAGCGAAACACUUGCACAAGACAUGCGCCUUGAUUCAGCUGCUCAGCUUGAAACCGUGCAUUCGGCGUUGCAUCUUCGGAUCGUCUCAGCAAACAUUGGCGUGAAUGUACCUGCUUCAUUCGCGCGGGAGAUUGAACGAAGCACAAAGAAGGGCUUGCCGAAGAGCAUGCCUCUCCACAUCGUGUACAUGGGCCAGCACGAACUCGACGCUACGAACGCACCUGAGCCGACUCCUUCCGACAUCGAUGCGCAUGUACGAGUUUUGUUUGAUGGGCUGAUGCCCCGCCUGGACACACAGGGUCGCGUGUUCAUCGGGUUCCGCACGCAUCAAACGACUUCGUUUGCCGGUCAUUUGGCUGCUCGGUUCAUCCCGACUGUCGAGCGAGAAUCGCUUGACUUUGUCGAUCGCUACUGUGCGCGUUGGAACACGGAGCUUUUGGCGAUUGGCGGUUUCGUGGCGCGUGCCGUCUAUGAGCAUGAGAUGCAGCGGAUCGGUGCUGAGUGGGCCGAUCCCUCAAAACGUGAACACGUGCUAGACGCGGCGCUGCACACGAUGCGCUUCUUUUCAUUUCAUCGAUCAUCUCCAUCGUCGCGUGUGUCGGUUACGUUAGAAGAGUCGUUCUUCGCUUGUUGUACACGUCCAUGCAUCUCUCUCAUGUCGACGAAUGGAUUGCGCUCGUCGGAGGCGGUGCGAUUUCCCAGUGCGAUGCUCGCUGACUUUUGCCGCGAUAUACCGGUUUUACCCGCCGCUCACAUCGAGGCUGCAGACGUCUUUGUUAUGCAGCUCCGUGUGCGCAGGCUGGUUCAUGAUAUUACGAUGGAAGACGUGUUUACGGAACUGUCGCGGCGCCCCUUGUCUGUAGAUGAGAUGGUCGCUUGCCUCAAAUGGUGGUGUCAGGUCACAGCACAUCCAUCAUUCGAGCCAUCGCUGCGUCGUCGCCUGAUCCAGUCCGCGGUUGUUCUCACGGAGCAUGGUGUGCAAGCUCUUAGUGACGUCACAACGGUCUUACACCCUGGAAAGCUUCCACCAACAGUCGUGCUCCCGCCGACCUGCUUGACGUACGCAGUAUCGCGGCAUUUCAGGACCACUGAACUCAACUCAGUCUUUGACUGGCACGACCUUAGUGUGAGUUCAUGGCUCGAGUACAUGAUCUCAUUGGACCAGUCACCGGCCCCUGACGUCGCGAAGACUCACGGCCUUACAAAGUCGCCGCAAAAUGCUGAAGCAAUCCUGAGUGUCCUUGCGUGGACUUGGGGCCAUUUGCCCAACGCCCAGAUGUCGGCUGUGAUUGCACUUUUGCAGCCCAUCGCGUGUAUACCCACACGAGCGGGAAUGAAGCGGCCGAAUCAGGCAUAUUUUUCCACCGUCUCCCUGUUCUCUGACUUGCCUGUAAUCGAAUUUCCGAGUCUCGUUAUUCGCGGACAUGCCGAAAAAAUGCUCGAGGCACUGGGUGUCCGCCGUCAUGUCGAGAUCCAGCUUAUUUUCGACCGCCUUCUCGCGGCCGGCGACUGGUCGCAUAUCGAUCUCAUAACAUAUCUGGGUAAGCAAUCCACGCAUCUCACGCCGACUGAAAUGCAGCGCCUCAUGCAGACACCGAUCUUCCCUGCGGAAAGCGGCUCGCACCGCGCCAAGGCCUCGCAGCUGUACGAGCCUUCCGAGGCACUCCGUUCACUUCAGGUACCCAUACUGGACUGGUCUGGACGCACAUGGCGUGCAUCAUCGGAUGAGGCCAAGUUCCUUUUCGCCCUUGGUCUGCGCCGCCACAUUCCACUGCCGGACCUGCUGAGUCGUGCAUCGUGUGAUGAUCCACAGCUUCGUGACAAGGCUAGGACGUACUUGCUUAACAAGUUCGCCGUCUACGCAGACUCGUACAGCCUGAUUGAUGCAGCCUCCUAUGCGUUCGUGCCUGCUUGUGAUGGCAAGCUGUAUGCGCCUCAUCUUGUGUAUACGGAUGCCACUGUCGCUUGUAUGAACUGGCCCGUCGCGAAUGUAUCGGCUGUUGACGCUACAAAGCUUCAGCUUCCGACCCAUCCAAGUGGUGCAGACCUUGUGCAGCGACUGUGUGCGUCUCCACCACAGACAGUUGCUGACGCAUGCCGUGUGUUUACAUUCUUGUCUUCGGUGCGUACAUUUUCUUCGCGUGACCUCGAUACACUCCGACAUGCGCCUAUUGUCCCUGUAGAAGGCCGUGGCCUUGUCGAGCCGGCGUCCUGCUACUUCGCAUCUGCUCAAAAUGCACCGCCCGAGUACCGUGCCGUAUUUGCGUACGUGGACUUUGGGCCAGCGGCAACUGUCUUCUUGCGUGCGUGCGGUGUGUCUGACGAACCCAGCACUGCUGAACUCGUGCAAGUGUUGAUGGACAAUGCACCACAUUUUUAUGAGCUCUGUCGUACACCGGAGACGUACCUGCAAGUUCUUCGCCGGAUUGCCGAUCACAUGGACGAGAUUCCGUCGCACAUGCGCAGGGCUAUGAGCCGCACGCCGUUUCUACUCAGUUUGCAGCAGUCGCGUGGUGACGACAAUUCCGCGGCUUCCGCAAGCGCAUAUGCACUUCGAACUGCACCCGAUAUCGUGUUGGUCGACGAUGCAAAUGCACAUAUGCUGUUCUGUGACCACCUGUUUGUCGCACCACAUGAUGACGUUUUAGAGCCCAUGUAUGCAUCUCUAGGUGCACCACUCCUCAGCUCGCUUGUGUCGGAAUCAUUUGAGAUCGCGGGUCAGGUCCUGUCCGAUACUCCCCAUACACAAGAGGUACGCCGCAUUGUGCUAGAGCGAACGCCGCUUUUUCUCUUCGAAAAACGUGCGAUGGCGAGCAAAGAGAUCCAUCGUGAUAUAACUUGGCUUGAGCAGUCGCUGGUUGUGCUACAAGUGACAGCACCUGGUAUCCAGCAGACACGUGUGCUGAAUUACCAAGGGCACAAGUGGAAAGACGUGCAGAGAUGCUCGGCGAUGGCACGUACUUCUCAGCGCGCAUGGCAACUACAUGUUGCUGGCGAUAUGGAAUUGGAUUGGUUCGAGGUAGCCACGUCUCUUUGCAAGGCACUUUUGAAGCGCCAGCAUUUGCAGGAUGUCCUCCUGCUUAUGACCGUGCUCUCUUCGUCGCUGCGAAGCCUUAAACGCAAGGGCUUCCACGUCGACAAGAUCUUAGCGCAACAGGCGAUGCCAGCGCCACUUGUUAAAGCGCCAGAGCCCGCCUGGGAGAGUUUCAAGGCCCAACUCCUUCAAAUGUUCCCAGAGGCACAACCUGACUAUGUUGAGCAGCUUCUCCGCUCAUAUAAAGACCACCAUAUGCAGCAGGCGAGUGAAGUAUUACUGCAAGGCAACUACCCGCGAGUCUCUCUUGCUAGCGAGGCAUCGGGACAGCAGCGGCAGAACGAAAAGCCAUCCUGCCAAGAGCCUCGUCCCGCUGACAAGACUAGCCAACCUGAGCCCUCAAAAAGCGGCAACAGUGAAAGCGCGCUGGUUCCCGACACACCCAAAAAAAGUAAAGAAGGCCACCAAGCCUCGCCAAUGCCCCCCAUCCAUUUGCCUGAUGUGCGUGGCUCGUUCCUGAAGUCAUGGAAAUCAAAAUUCAGUUCGCGUCCAUCUUCCCUUGCAAGCGGCACGUCGUCGAUUCGUCCAUCAGCGGGUCCAGCGCAGACGCCACCUCUAGCGCCAGGGAAUCCUGCUGCUGACCUACAUGUGCAGCCGCCUACAACGACGACAUCGACCUCCUCGUCAUCCGACAUCCAGCGUCACGUCCAAAAUGCUAUUCAAGCAUCGCGCCCCGAUGCAUCGACGAUUAUCCAGUCCAAAUCACAGACCCGUGACGUACGAGAGGCAGCCACAUCGUUCUGUGACGUAUCAGGCAUUGAUGUGGAUCUUCGCCUGGCAGGUUCCGUCGCUGGGAUGAACGUUUAUGUGAGCACGGAUCUUGACGCAAAUUCGACUCUGAUCAACAAUCAAGCGGCUCUUGAACGUCUCAUUGAGGAUGUGUAUCGGCCCGUCGGCGCCAUCUUUGGUGUUAAUCCAAAGAGCAUGCACGUAUUUUGUGAUACUAAGGGCCCAUCCAUUGCCUUUAAUCGUGGCGGAUCUAUUUAUCUCAACUUCCGCUACUACCUCGCAUGGCACGAUGCAGAUGUCCAGUUGGGACACCUUGUAAAUCCCCUCAUUUCCGUCUACUUUAGUAUGGCGCAUGAACUAGCCCAUAACCUUGUGCUCGCACACAAUUCAGAGCACGAAUUUUACUUCUCCUCUAUCGCUGAGCAAUACUUCAUGUCACUCGCGAAGUACGUAACCUCUUUGUAG